GGGCUCGAUUUUUCUAGCAUCAUUAUUUAUUAGCUUCGUCUAGCUUUGAAGUGGCUGCGGCUGUCAACCUUCCUCUGCUGUUGUUGGUGCUAGCUAGCUUGGAUCAGCUGUCUUUCAGUAAUGACUUCUACAUUGACGUUACUUUACCUAAGUGACAUUUAGUCUGUAGAAUAUUACGUAGCUAUAACGUUAGCUGUUGAGGGCAAUGGGGCUACCUCAGAGCUCGUUUUUGUCAGACGGGGGAAAUAGUGGCUAUCAUGUCCACGGGAUUCAAGAGGACUCCCCAGCUCUGAGGGCUGGUCUGGAGCCCUUCUUUGACUUCAUUCUCUCUAUAGGAAAUACCCGACUUAAUAAAGAAAGUGACUUGCUGAAAGACCUUCUAAAGGCCAAUGUGGAGAAAGCGGUCAAACUUGAAGUGUACAACUCUAAAACCCAGCGGGUGAGGGAACUGGAGGUGAUACCCAGUAACAUGUGGGGUGGUCAGGGUCUGCUGGGCGCGAGUGUUCGCUUCUGCAGCUUUACAGGAGCCAAUGAGAACGUUUGGCAUGUCUUGGAUGUGGAAGCCAGUUCUCCUGCAGCUUUGGCUGGCUUUAUUGCUCACGACGACUUCAUUGUGGGAGCCGACCAGGUGUUACAAGAUUCAGAGGAUUUCUUUUCUUUGAUUGAAGCCAAUGAGGGGAAACCUCUGAAGCUGCUGGUGUACAACACACAGACUGACAAUUGCAGAGAGGUAGUGGUCACUCCAAAUGGAGCAUGGGGAGGAGAGGGAAGCUUAGGCUGUGGCAUUGGCUAUGGCUACUUGCACAGAAUCCCAACUCGUCCAGCUCACCCUAACAUCCAGAACACAAAUGUUCUGCAGUCUACAGCGAUUGACAGCAGCGAAGAGUUGGUGGCAAGCGACAACACUGAGGUGUCUUCAGUGGAUGCACGGAGCCCCUCUAGCAUCAGUGAAAUAGAUUUGCAUCAAGUCAAAAGAGCUGUGCAGGACUUACGUGUAUCCUCGUCUACUCAGCUAGCUGUGGACUUAGAUUUUUCCAACACAACUGAAGCAAUGACUCCAGACUUGUCAGACAUGGUUUCCACCAAUGACAUGGGCCAGAGCUCCAUGUUUGUUAAUUACGGGGAUGACUCUGGAGAUCAGUGUAGCUUUGAUACCUCAUCUGUUGACCAAAGACCUUCCUCUACAGAGAGGGAAGAAGACUCAGACAUCCAGGAGACCGAGCCGGAGGGUGUUAUCGACCGGGUCACUACUACUACUCCGAUCAGAGAGACUGCGGAUUACGUUGCAGGCCUUGAAGUCACCACAGAGAACCUAAAUGACGCACGUAUCCCAGAGGUGCAAAAAACUACUUCUGAGCCCUUAAGCUCAGAGACUACCAUGCAGGAAGAGAAAUGGAAGACUGCUGCAUCAGACAGUUAAGAAGACCAGAGUAUAAGUAACCUGUUUAACUCAUAACUGACGCUAGUUGCAUUAGAGGAGAUUUACAGCACACUAGGAAACAGAAAGCUUCCCUAAUGAUUGCAGGUUGCAUCACUGGAGCCAGGUUUUCAUUUCUAAGAGUUUUAUUUUUUUAUCCAGUUUCCAUUGCUGCAUGUUGAAUUGCACAUUUAAGAGAGAUAGUAUGUUGACUGGAAAUAUGGUUAAUACAAUAUGAAUGUACUCUUUAAUUUCGGCCUCAUGCAGCAUGGCGCCUUUGUUGAGUCUUAGAUAAUGUUAAAAAUUAUCCUAGUUUGCACUAAAAAGCCAAAGGUGAAUCUCACCAUUAUAACCUGCUGAACAGUUUGUAAUGCUAGAAAAAGAAAGUUAGAAAAAGAAAAGUUUGAGCUAAAGUUCCUCCAGAUACAUCAUGUGAUUUCAUGUUUUUAUAUUUUGGAAUUUUAGGUGGAUGUUUUUAUUUUUUAGGAAGAGUACACCUGGAAAUUCUUUUUGAAUCUCAGGCAGUUACUAUUUAAGCCUCUUUGCCUUACGUCUCAUUUUAAACAGCCGCCUUUCUUAUGUGUAGAUUUGCCUUUCUAUUGGUGUUAAUGAGUGAGCCAUGUUUGAUGCAGCUCAGUGAUUGUUUUGUUUCUUCUCUUUCUAUGGAUUUUAAUUAAAUUAUGUUUCAAAUUUUUAUGGCUGGACAAAGAUAUUCAAAUAUGUACACAAACAAGAUGUUCAAGGUAAUCCUUCAGCAGCCU
Molecule: messenger RNA, 2178 nt
Organism: Etheostoma spectabile (orangethroat darter)
Lineage: Eukaryota; Metazoa; Chordata; Actinopteri; Perciformes; Percidae
Product: Golgi reassembly-stacking protein 1
Exons: 9
Coding region: 206-1420 (404 amino acids)
Biological process (GO): Golgi organization
Cellular component (GO): Golgi apparatus
Molecular function (GO): protein binding
Source: RefSeq, a predicted model, not a curated record